Molecule: messenger RNA, 1169 nt
Organism: Anoplopoma fimbria (sablefish)
Lineage: Eukaryota; Metazoa; Chordata; Actinopteri; Perciformes; Anoplopomatidae
Product: transmembrane protein 82-like
Exons: 6
Coding region: 1-1017 (338 amino acids)
Source: RefSeq, a predicted model, not a curated record
AUGGGAACUUCUGAAUGGACAUCUUUUCAUUCAAACCCAAUAGACUGCUUUUUUCAAGGUCUUGUGGGUGCAUGUGGAAUAUCAGUGCUGUGCAAUUUGAAGAGAGUUUACAACUUCAUUCAAACAUGCAGCGAUUCUGAGACUGAAACUGAAAGCAAACAGAGGUCAUUAUCGGCUGGAAAUCAUCUGAGAGGGAAAUGGAUAAGAGCCCUGCAGUUCUGUUUCCUGACGGCCCUCCUGUCUCUGGUGGGCUCGAGGGUUUCCUCUCUGAUAGUGCUGGAGUUUUCUCUCAGAGCUGUUUCUGCCUGGGCCUCAGCAGGACUGGAUGCCAAAGGAAGAGGCCUAGACCUGCUCCUGACUCAGUGCCAGUUUUCCCUGGGAUGCGGCCUCACCUGUACUCUCGACUUCCUCCAUCAGGGGGCUCCACACAGCUCCCUCAGCUUGUUUCUGGCAGCUGCUCUCAGCUGGGCACUGGCUAGUGUCAGCCACAGUGUGUGGAGCCAUGUGGCCAGACUCUUCCCGCUACAUAGUAGAGAGCGUGACUGUGGGCAGUGCAUAACCCUCCUGGCCUCCGGACACACCAUACUGGCUUCAGUACAAAGAGCGGUUGUCUUGGCCUUCGCUCUAGCAACUGUGGCUUCCACCGCCACGGUUUAUGACCACUUCCUGUCUCAGAAGGAUGCUCUGAAGUUUUGGACUCCAUUGACACUCUGCUACACCAUUUUGGUGGUCUACAGUCAAGAGGAUCAGCAGCGGCGGACUGGCACAAAGGCCCUGCUACACACCGCCGUGCUGCGACUGGGAGCCUUACUGGUGCUCAUGUUGACAGUGGGCAACUGGUCUGAUGUCUUCCAUGUCCUCAUCACUUUUCUGGGUGAAGCAGUCUGUCUGCUGCCCUCUCAGGACCUGCUGGAAGCUGAAUUAAAGGAAGAAGAAGACACAAGCUUGGGGAAACAUGAACAGAGCUCCAGUCACAAAAACAAAGGACUCACUCACAAUGGAAACAUCAUCAGAUGACAGUUCAUGGUGUACCGGAAAUCUACCUCAAAUACCAGACAAUACCUCAAAUGUCAAGAUGUGCUUAUACUUGAUUUGUAAUAAAAGGAUAAUUUUGGCCACGCUUGGGAUAAAUAGUGUACUUAACUGUUAUUGAGCCUUGUUUUGAACAG